This is a messenger RNA of Notolabrus celidotus (New Zealand spotty), 716 nucleotides long. RefSeq names its product elongation of very long chain fatty acids protein 6-like. The record is from RefSeq and is a predicted model, not a curated record. NCBI's taxonomy places the organism in Eukaryota, Metazoa, Chordata, Actinopteri, Labriformes, Labridae. Gene Ontology annotation, biological process: fatty acid elongation, polyunsaturated fatty acid; very long-chain fatty acid biosynthetic process; fatty acid elongation, monounsaturated fatty acid. The coding region runs from base 228 to 716 and encodes 162 amino acids. The transcript is spliced from 3 exons. Gene Ontology annotation, molecular function: fatty acid elongase activity. Gene Ontology annotation, cellular component: endoplasmic reticulum membrane.
GCGCUCCGAGCAGGAGUGGAGUGACAGUGGGGAAGUGCAUCUGGUGGUGGUACCACAUCCUCCAGCCCCAGGACUGUGACCGGUGAUAACCCAGCAGAUCUCAGCUGAAGACCCUGCAGCCUCCAGACUCUGCCCACUCAUCAGACCUGGUCUGAGUCUUUGGAUCAGUUCCACCUCUUCAGAUCCUUCAGAUAGAGUUCUGCGCUUUUACGCGGAAGAAGGAGAAAAUGAACGAGAGUGAAUUAAAGCUGGCGGAGUACGGCUUCGAGCGGCGCUUCGACGAGAGACAGGCUCUAGAAUGGAUGCAGGAGAACUGGAGCAAAGCCUUCAUGUUCUGUGGCCUGUAUGCUGCCAUCGUGUUCGGCGGUCAGCACUUCAUGAGGGAGAGGCCGAAGCUGAACCUGCGACGUCCGCUGGUGCUGUGGUCACUCAGCCUCGCCAUCUUCAGUAUCAUUGGAGCCCUGAGGACCGGACUCUACAUGUUCCACGUCAUCACAAACAGCGGCUUCAGACAGUCUGUGUGUGACUCCAGCUUCUACAGCGCCCCCAUCACCAAGUUCUGGGCCUACGCCUUCGUCCUGAGCAAAGCCCCCGAGCUGGGUAAGACACUCUGCUUCAUGUUCCUGAGACUCUUCUUUAGGAUGAAAUAUUCAGAGUUAUCUUCAGGCUGCUUGAAAACAAAGUGUUGUUUUAAAUCCACAUGCUCCCUGCAGUGA